Molecule: messenger RNA, 455 nt
Organism: Centruroides sculpturatus (bark scorpion)
Lineage: Eukaryota; Metazoa; Arthropoda; Arachnida; Scorpiones; Buthidae
Gene: mRpS14
Product: 28S ribosomal protein S14, mitochondrial-like
Exons: 2
Coding region: 18-353 (111 amino acids)
Biological process (GO): translation
Cellular component (GO): ribosome; mitochondrial small ribosomal subunit
Molecular function (GO): structural constituent of ribosome
Source: RefSeq, a predicted model, not a curated record
UCUAGCCUUUAUAUCCAAUGAUUGUUACACCAAAUCGUUCUACUGGUCAUUACACAGAUUGGCGAAUGUUGAGAGAUGUAAAGCGUCGGAAAAUGGUAAAAGACAAUGCUAAACUAAGGCUCCAAAUUAAUGCCUUACGUAAAAAUGAUAUUCUUCCAAGACAAAUACGAGAUAUUGCAGAUGCAGAAAUUGCUGCUCUUCCACUUGAUACUGCUCCAGUAAGAUUACAUGGACGAUGUGUGAUAACUUCUCGUGCAAGAGGAAAACUGACACGUUGGAGAAUGUCAAGAAUAGUUUGGAGGCAUCUUGCAGAUUAUAAUUAUCUUUCAGGUGUUCAAAGAUCUAUAUGGUAGAAAUGUAUAUAUAAUUUUUUUUUUAAUAAUAAUAAAUUGAAACUUGUUAAAAUAUGGAUGAUUUCUUAAAAGUUCAAUAUGAAAUAAAUUAGCAAACUGUAA